Messenger RNA from Closterium sp. Naga37s-1, 1380 nucleotides. The record is from the annotation of a GenBank genome assembly. Lineage: Eukaryota; Viridiplantae; Streptophyta; Zygnematophyceae; Desmidiales; Closteriaceae.
AUGGCGGCAAAACGUCCCGCAUACGACGAGGUCGCCGCGACAGCGCUCCCCUUCCUCCUCCUCAUGAUCCUUUCAGCAUCGACGGACGCCGCAGCUCGACCCACCAUCAGCGCUCUCCUCGCCGCCACUGGACCAGCGGCGCACCGCGUUGGCGGCGCCGGCCGCGCCGAGCAUCUCGCGCGGCGGGCCCUUCAAGACGUCCCCGAGAACGAGCCGGGGGUGGAAUCACCUGAGGAAUGCCAGCAAGGGGAGCUCAAAUGCCCCAGUGGCGGCGGGUGCAUGCUCGAAUCGCAGGUGUGCGACGGCAAGCCGCAUUGCUCCGACGGCAGCGACGAGUCGCCCGACUUCUGCCGCUCUUUCGACUGCGGACUCGUUAACAAGGAUUCCUGCCCCUCGGGCACCGGCUGCAUGCCCCCGGGCACCCAGUGCAAUGGCGAGGCGGAGUGCGCGGACGGCAGCGACGAGGGGGUGGAGUGCCUGGGGUUCUACCCGGGCGGCCCCCCGGACAGUUACCAGGUCGGCCCGGACUACAGCAACUACUGCAGCGACCAGGGCAUGGAGCAGUGCCCCUCCGAAUGGUUCGUGUGCCUGCAGCAGCAGGAAUUCUGCGACGGCUACCAGACGUGCUCCGACGGGUACGACGAGAGGAAUUGCGCGAACCACGUGUGCUCGGCCGGGAUGAUUCAGUGCCCCAAGACGUUCUACUGCGCGCGGGGCACGAUGUGUGACGGCGUGCAGGACUGUGUUGCGACUGCUGAGGCGGAGGACGAGGAUAAGGCGUUUUGUAGCGGGUAUAGCUGCCCGGAUGGGUUUAAGAAGUGUGCGGAUGGGUUGCAGUGCGUGGCGGAGGGGUUGUUUUGCGACGGGACGGUGAAUUGCAAUGAUGGGAGUGACGAAGGGGCGGCGGUGUGUGCGGUGAACCCCCCUGCUGGUGGAGCUGGUGGCGUUACGACUACCCCUCCUUCUCCUCCUGCACCUGCUGGCGGCAGUGACAGCGGCAGUAGCAGCAGUGGGGGUUCAACUGGGCCGUCUGGAGGGACUGUGGUGCUGAGUGCUGAAGAGGUGGCGAGGCAGAGGAAGGAGGCAGCGGCACGGAGGGCGGCUGCUGUUGCUGCCAAGAAGCAGGCUGCUGCUGCUAAGCAUGCUGCUGUGGAGGCACGGCGGGCGAAGCAGGAGGCGAAAGCAGCUGCGAUUGCUGAGAAGAAGAAGAAGCAGGAGGAGAAGGCUGCUGCUGUUGCGGAGAAGAAGAGGCUUCAGGAAGCUAAGGCGGCUGCUAUAGCUGAGAAGAAGAAGAAACAGGAGGAGAAAGCUGCUGCUGUUGCUGAGAAGAAGAGGAAGCAAGCCGAGAAGGCGGCUGCAAUUGAGGCUAAGAAGAAGUAG